This is a messenger RNA of Ochotona curzoniae (black-lipped pika), 1440 nucleotides long. RefSeq names its product protein Jumonji-like. The record is from RefSeq and is a predicted model, not a curated record. The transcript is spliced from 9 exons. Gene Ontology annotation, cellular component: nucleus. Gene Ontology annotation, molecular function: histone demethylase activity. Lineage: Eukaryota; Metazoa; Chordata; Mammalia; Lagomorpha; Ochotonidae. The annotation marks the transcript as partial. Gene Ontology annotation, biological process: chromatin remodeling.
UCUUUGAGGGGCGGGGGGAACAGGCGGGCAGGGUGUGUACCAGCUAAGUGCUCUGCCCUGCUGGAGGCGCCCUCGAGCUAUGGGCUGACCCGCCACUUCUUCCUCCCACAGCAAGAGUACUGGAGGCUGGUAGAAGAGAAAGACUGCCACGUGGCCGUGCACUGUGGCAAGGUGGACACCAACACGCACGGCAGUGGGUUUCCGGUAGGGAAAUCCGAGCCGUUCUCAAGGCAUGGAUGGAACCUCACCGUCCUCCCCAAUAACACAGGGUCCAUCCUGCGUCACCUCGGUGCUGUGCCUGGAGUGACUAUUCCCUGGCUCAACAUCGGCAUGGUCUUCUCUACCUCAUGCUGGUCUCGAGACCAGAAUCACCUUCCGUACAUUGACUACUUACACACUGGUGCUGAUUGCAUUUGGUAUUGCAUUCCUGCUGAAGAGGAGAACAAGCUGGAGGGCGUGGUCCACACCCUGCUGCAAGCCAACGGCACCCCUGGGCUGCAGAUGCUGGAGAGCAACGUCAUGAUCUCGCCAGAGGUGCUUUGCAGAGAGGGCAUCAAGGUGCACAGGACGGUGCAGCAGAGUGGCCAGUUUGUUGUCUGCUUCCCGGGCUCCUUUGUGUCCAAAGUGUGCUGUGGCUACAGCGUGUCCGAAACGGUGCACUUUGCCACCACUCAGUGGACAAGUAUGGGCUUCGAGACUGCCAAGGAAAUGAAACGUCGCCACAUAGCCAAGCCAUUCUCCAUGGAGAAGCUGCUGUACCAGAUCGCACAAGCAGAAGCCAAGAAGGAAAACGGCCCCACUCUGAGCACCAUCUCGGCCCUGCUGGACGAGCUCAGGGACACGGAGCUGCGGCAGCGCAGGCAGCUGUUUGAGGCAGGCCUCCACUCGUCCGCGCGCUACGGCAGCCAUGACGGCAACAGUGCCGUCGCGGAUGGCAAGAAAAAGCCUCGAAAGUGGUUGCAGCUGGAGACGUCGGAGCGGCGCUGCCAGAUCUGCCAGCACCUGUGCUACCUCUCCAUGGUGGUCCAGGAGAACGAGAACGUCGUCUUCUGCCUUGAGUGUGCCCUGCGCCACGUGGAGAAGCAGAAGUCCUGUCGGGGUCUCAAGCUGAUGUACCGCUACGACGAGGAACAGAUCAUCAGCCUGGUCAACCAGAUCUGUGGCAAAGUGUCCGGGAAGAACGGCAGCAUUGAGAACUGUCUCAGCAAACCCACACCAAAAAGAGGCCCCCGCAAGAGAGCGACCGUGGCCGUGCCACCCUCCCGCCUGGCGGCCUGCAGCUCAUCCAAAAGUGCUGCGGGGGCAUCAUGAAGAUGCCAACACCAUGCUCGAUUUCUAUAUAUUUUUUGUAAUUAUAUUCUAGUUUGGAGUACUUGCUGUAGGAUACAAGCUGUCUUUGCACUAGCUCUAAAGAAGAUUUUCUUCUGGUUUUAGAGAACU